Messenger RNA from Macrobrachium nipponense, 1325 nucleotides. Its product is annotated as cell adhesion molecule Dscam2-like. Bases 969 to 1325 code for a protein of 118 amino acids. The record is from RefSeq and is a predicted model, not a curated record. The transcript is spliced from 2 exons. NCBI's taxonomy places the organism in Eukaryota, Metazoa, Arthropoda, Malacostraca, Decapoda, Palaemonidae.
CGUGCUAAGUGGGUGUACGCGCUGCUCCAGUCUGACACACCCACACGUGCUUUCGCCACACACCGUUUCAAUUCUUUCGAGCCGGUGGGGCUCUGGAGGUCACUGCGUUCUUUUGCAAUGAUUUGCCGGGUUCGAGCAGACAGACGCUCUUCAUAUUAUUAGAAUAUCGGAAGGAUUAUUCGUGCUUUUAUACGUAAUUUUGGAAACAUUUAACUAAAGGAUGCUGAGGCCAGUUUUCCUGACUUAAUCAUUCUUUGACUUUACACAUGCCGUGAAGAGGACUGAGUGAGUGCACGUAUUUUAAAUUGACUAAUCAGCAUUUUGAAAGUUAAAGGGAUACACUAGUAAACCGCCUACUUUUCAUAACUUUUUUCAUUUAAAAGCAAUCUGUGGACUUUUGAGAGUAAAUUGCAUCAUAUGAUAAACCACAUAAAAUGUAAAAGGAGAAAAAUAAGAAAAUUUUAAAUUAGCAAUUGAAAAACUAACACAAACAGAAGGAAAACAUGGAAGUUGAGAAAGUUUACUCCUAGAACCAAGCAAUUUCUUUUAUCAAUGAGCUGACUAAAUGUAUGAGUAAUCGGUGACAUAUAGUAGCUGGAAAGAUGGCAUUAAAGUGAAAUAGGAAACUUGUGAAUGAUGAAUAUUGAAAAGGAGAAACAAUGAUGUGACGUAAGUUUUUACUUCACAAAAGUUCAAAUUUGCUACGAACUGUGAAACCUUUUGGAAACUGUUGAUUUUCAUGAAAACUUCAUUAAAAAGACAGUCAAUUAGGAAAUAAAACAACACGUAUCCAACUUAAUUCUCCCAUUGAACAUAGUUUGUGCGUUCACCUAACUAUACAUCAUUACAAGAGACCGAAACAUUUCGAAACUGAGCGAGGAAAGUGUGGAAAAGAAUUCUCGUUUUCGAAUCUUCGCCAUGUAUGAGAUUUGAAAAUUUGUACCUUCGUACUGAGUAAAGCAGGGACUAUGAGCGGGAAGGCAAGGACACAUUCCGGUGUCCUACGGACGCUUGUGUUCUUGUCUUUGCUGAUUCUUCUCAUCGCUAUCAUCAGUUGUUCAGGUGUCGGAGGCAGCGUCAUCGGAGGAGUAGGAAUUGGUGGAGGAGGAGGAGGACGAGGAGGGGCAGUGCGGGGGGAAGGCCCCAGACUGACCGUGACUCCCCCUUUGUACGUCGUCUUCUCCUCCGGGUCGGGGGUCGUUCUGGGAUGUCUGGCGGAGGGCUCGCCGCCCCCCGUCGUGACCUGGGUCACUGGAGAGGGUCGCCCCCUGUCCGCACAGUCGCCUUACAUCGACAUCCUGGCUAACGGGUCCUUGGCGGCUUGA